UUCGGUUACUUUUGUUUACCGUGUCAGUUGACAAUCAUUCAACUGUCAACAAGGAAAACAAAAACAAUCACAAAUGCAGAGCAUGACUUGCAUGAUAUUUUCAUCUGUGUAAGAAAACCAAUCAUUAGAACUUGCACGAAGCAGAAGAUGAUAUAUUGCAUAAAAUAAAUUUUGAAAUAACUUCAUGUGGUGUUAGAUAUUAUAUAUUUUGAACAAGAUAAUUUGGGCACAAUUAAUAAUCGUCAAUGAUCGUAUGGAGUCGUGAGCCAAGCUCGUCUGCGCAUGCGCAAACAAAAUACACAAAUUGUCAUGAAGCAGUCCCCUCUCUAUUUUGCCAAUUCAUGGUCAGUCAUGGUCAGUGGUGCACGUGUUAUCAAAUAGGCUGUGCGUUCAUAGCAUCCGAAUCCAAACAAACUCACAACAAUACAAGGCGGCGGCGACGUGCUAUGAACGCACUUCGUCGGAUGUCAUUUUCAUUUCGUUCUCCAACCUGCUUGCUUGCUUUCCGUCCCACAGAAUUUUAAAAACCGCUCCCCCUGCACAACCGCAAAAUGGACAAAAAACCCUGCCCUCACGUAAGAAGUUAUCUCAGGAAUCAUCUACGCACCUACAGUCGCCUUCAUGAAUUGUUCGUUGUCAGUUCCGAACCCGAAAUGAAAAUUAUAAAGAAGAGAGAGGCGUUUUGCCAUUUAUGCAAACAACCCGGGCCGCGUUUACAUAUCUGCAUGGAAUGCGUCUACAUCGGAUGCUCUGAACAUCUCACAAGACACACGACCCGAGUUUCGCACAACUUCGCAAUGGAGCUCAGCUACGGUCAAAUGUUUUGCGUCCGAUGUGAGGACUAUGUUUAUGAUAUGCGCUUGGACCAAGCUGCGCUCAGCAACGCGCUGAGAUCAAAGAACUGCCCGAAAAGAGUGCUCCAUUGGAGCGCUGGUCUCGAGCCGCAACUGGUUGACGGAUCCUUGCCCAAGCGAAUCCGUAUCACACCAAAGUCGACAAGGGGAUUGAGAGGACUGGUAAAUUUCGGUAACACCUGUUUCAUGAACUGUAUCAUACAGAUUCUGGUCCACACUCCCCUGCUCAGGGAGUACUUCUUUAGCGACAGACACAAGUGCCAAUUACCGCCUGGGUCCUGCCUUGUGUGUGAACUGGGCCGCUUAUUCCAGGAGUUUUUCAAAGAGCAAACUGAUCCUUUGGUGUUGAAUAAACUUGUAUACAUGACUUGGAUUCGUGCCAAGGAGCUCGCUGGCGAUGAGCAACAAGACGCUCAUCAUUUCUUCAUCGCGACCCUGGAAGCGUUGCACCAGGAGUGCCGGGAUCCCUCAUUGGCCGACCAGCCACAACACGCCACCAAAUGCAGCUGCAUCAUUGACCAGAUCUUCAGCGGACAAGUCCAGAGCGACGUUGUCUGCAAGUGUUGCAAGGGCGUGUCUACGAAAGUCGAUCCCCUUUGGGAUAUCUCUCUUGAGCUGGGCCAGCGCAUGGGUGACCCUUGCCAGUCCUCGCUCAUCGACUGCCUCGAGCGGUUCACUUCCACCGAGCAUUUGGGCGAAGUCAACCUCUUCAUGUGUUCCACUUGCAAGUCGUAUCAGGAAUCAACAAAGCAAUUGACCGUCAAAACCCUGCCAAUAGUUCUGUGCUUCCAUUUGCGGCGCAUUAAAGUCAACAAGGAUGGUAAUAAAAAGAUUGAGACCAAGAUAGCCUUCCCGGAGAUGUUAGAUAUGACUCCGUACAUGACCCCGGAUUCCAUCCGCAAGCCGAGCGCCGAAACGUCGCCGGACGACAACCGCUACUCGCUGUUUGCGGUGGUGACGCACUUCGGUGGGCCAUGCACCGGGCAUUACAUUGCGUACGUGCGACAUCAGCUCGAUUUCUGGUAUAAAUGCGAUGACCAUCGCAUUGUUGCAUCAUCAUUGGAGCAGGUGCUUGGGGCGGAAGGCUAUCUUCUGUUUUAUCACAAGCAUAUGCUUGGUUACGAGUAAGCGCGCAGUCGCUGGACGCGAAUGACAGCAACUUCCAAACUUGUGUUCACUGGUGGUGACCAUUCUCAUUUUUGUUAGUGUCAAGUGAUACACUUCCAUAAUUUAUCUCAUUUUUUUAUCAUUUCAGAAGUUCUUUUGAGUUAUUUGUUUGUAAUUUUUGUAUAAAGUAGUUAUAAUUUGCGUAUGUGAUAAGUAAUUUAAUCUGCUCAAAUAAAUACCAAUUUGAUGCCUUUCGUAACUUA
Messenger RNA from Dalotia coriaria, 2224 nucleotides. RefSeq names its product ubiquitin carboxyl-terminal hydrolase nonstop (gene not). The transcript has 7 exons. Gene Ontology annotation, biological process: protein deubiquitination. Gene Ontology annotation, molecular function: cysteine-type deubiquitinase activity; zinc ion binding. The record is from RefSeq and is a predicted model, not a curated record. NCBI's taxonomy places the organism in Eukaryota, Metazoa, Arthropoda, Insecta, Coleoptera, Staphylinidae. Bases 552 to 1982 code for a protein of 476 amino acids.